CCUCCCGCUCGCCCCGCGCCCUAGCGGCGGCCGCGGCGGCCCAGGGCUGAGGCGAGAGGCGGCCGCCUGCCGGAGGGCCGCGGGGUUGCUCCGGUUUCCAGGGCAUGUUGUGAUGGCUUCUGAGAAGAGACUGCAAGAACUAAAAAUCAUUUAGCUGCUUGUUUAGUACAAGAUGACAUUGGAUAACGUUCUCUGAACUAACCAAUGAAAUGUAGAAGAUGAAGAGAGGCCUGUCAGUGUGAAAAAAAUUCAACCAGAGUAUUUUAAAACAGAAAUUAUUUUGCCUAACAAAAUUGUAUGUUGAUUUUUAAAAAGAAUACGGGGUGCUUUGCAUUCAGGAAUACAGAAAAAACAGCAAAGUGGAGUCAAGUACACGUAACAGCUUCAUGGGCUUGAAGGAUCACCUGGGACAUGACCUCAGCCACCUUUAUGUGGAGAGCACUGACCCACAGUUAAGUGCAGCUGUACCUUGGUCAACAGUAGAAAAACCAACAAUGGAUACAGUUAAUGCCGGAAAGGAAGAAAAAAAGGUGUGUGAAGAGAAUGCGAGCUCUGGGGACUCUGAAGAAAGCACAAAUUCAGAUCACGAGUCAGAACAAUUGAGUAGCAUUUCAGUAGAACCAUGCUUAUUAACCAAUACUCACAGACAACUAUGUAGAUCUCCCUGUUUAGAGCCUCAUAUACUCAAACGCAAUGAAAUUUUGCAAGACUUUAAACCCGAAGAGUCCCAGACUACAUCCAGGGAAGUGAAGAAACCCCCUGAUGUGGUACGAGAAUACCAAACAAAACUGGAGUUUGCACUUAAGUUAGGUUAUUCUGAAGAACAGGUUCAGCUUGUGCUAAACAAACUUGGUACCGAUGCUUUAAUCAAUGAUAUUUUAGGAGAACUUGUCAAACUUGGGAAUAAAAGUGAGGCUGAUCAAACAGUUAGUACAAUUAACAGUGUAAUGCGGGAAACGUCAUCCCUGGAAUCUCAGAGAUCUGAAUCUCCGAUGCAAGAGGUUGUGACAGAUGACGGUGAAAAUCUGAAACCAGUAGUUAUCGAUGGUAGCAAUGUGGCAAUGAGCCAUGGAAACAAAGAAGUAUUUUCCUGCCGAGGAAUAAAAUUGGCAGUGGAUUGGUUUUUGGAAAGAGGCCACAAAGAUAUUACAGUUUUUGUUCCUGCUUGGAGGAAAGAGCAAUCCCGACCUGAUGCUCUCAUUACAGAUCAGGAAAUUUUACGUAAGUUAGAGAAGGAGAAAAUCCUGGUGUUCACGCCAUCCCGGCGAGUCCAGGGGAGGCGAGUGGUGUGUUACGAUGACAGGUUCAUCGUGAAGCUGGCUUUUGAGUCGGAUGGUAUAAUUGUGUCCAAUGAUAACUACAGGGAUUUGGCUAAUGAAAAACCAGAAUGGAAGAAGUUCAUAGAUGAGCGAUUAUUAAUGUAUUCAUUUGUCAAUGACAAGUUCAUGCCCCCUGAUGACCCUCUUGGCAGACAUGGCCCAAGUCUGGAUAACUUUCUGAGGAAGAAACCUAUUGUUCCUGAACACAAAAAGCAGCCCUGUCCAUAUGGAAAGAAGUGUACCUAUGGACACAAGUGCAAAUAUUACCAUCCUGAAAGGGGCAGCCAGCCUCAGCGGUCAGUGGCGGAUGAACUUCGUGCCAUGUCUAGAAACACAGCAGCCAAAACUGCAAAUGAAGGAGGACUGGUGAAAAGCAACAGUGUUCCUUGUAGCACUAAGGCUGAUAGCACUUCUGAAGUCAAACGAGGUGCUCCAAAGAGGCAAUCAGACCCAAGCAUUCGGACUCAGGUCUACCAAGACCUUGAAGAAAAGCUUCCCACCAAAAACAAAUUGGAAACCAGGUCUGUACCUUCCUUAGUUAGUAUACCGGCUACUUCUAUUGCAAAACCCCAAAGCACUACAUCUUUAAGCAAUGGCCUUCCAUCUGGAGUUCAUUUCCCACCUCAGGAUCAAAGACCACAGGGACAAUAUCCUCCAAUGAUGAUGGCAACCAAAAAUCAUGGAACGCCAAUGCCUUAUGAACAGUAUCCAAAAUGUGACUCUCCUGUUGACAUUGGAUAUUACUCCAUGUUGAAUGCAUAUUCAAAUCUGAGUAUCUCAGGCCCACGAAGUCCUGAAAGGCGUUUCUCAUUAGACACUGAUUAUAGAAUAAGUUCUGUAGCUUCUGACUGCAGCAGUGAAGGGAGCAUGAGCUGCGGGAGCAGUGACUCCUACGUGGGGUACAAUGACCGGUCCUAUGUCAGUUCUCCUGACCCGCAGCUGGAAGAGAAUUUGAAGUGUCAACACAUGCACCCUCACAGCCGCCUUAAUUCCCAACCCUUCCUGCAGAAUUUCCACGACCCCUUAACCAGAGUGCAAAGUUACAGUCAUGAAGAACCAAAGUUCCAUCACAAGCCUCCUCUUCCACAUGUGGCUAUGCAUCUGCAGCACCCUGCUGUGGGGGCCCGGUCCAGCUGUCCCGGGGAUUACCCCUCUCCUCCAAGUUCAGCGCACUCUAAAGCACCACACCUAGGGAGGUCCUUAGUGGCCACGAGAAUAGACAGCAUUUCUGAUUCGCGACUCUAUGACAGUUCUCCAUCAAGACAAAGAAAGCCUUAUUCCCGCCAGGAAGGGCUGGGAAGCUGGGAUAGGCCGAGUUACGGGAUUGAUGCAUAUGGAUAUCGGCAGACUUACUCCUUGCCUGACAGCUCCACACAGCCGUGUUAUGAGCAGUUCACCUUCCAGAGCCUACCUGAACAGCAAGAGCCAACUUGGCGAAUACCAUACUGUGGAAUGCCACAAGAUCCUCCAAGGUACCAAGACAACCGAGAAAAGAUUUAUAUCAACUUGUGCAACAUCUUCCCACCUGACCUUGUGAGAAUUGUCAUGAAAAGGAAUCCUCACAUGACAGAUGCCCAGCAGCUUGCUGCAGCCAUUCUAGUGGAGAAAUCCCAGCUGGGUUAUUGAAAGAUGAUGCAUCUUUGUGGUGUUUAGUAGUUUUUUGUUCAGCUCAAAUGCUGAGGGAGGUUUGCUACAAUAGCACAUGUGAUCUCCUUCUCAGCAAGGAGGUUAUAUAGUAUCCAUUUAUGUGAAAUACUGUAUCAUGGAAUCUGUAUGUAUAGCCCCACAUGGUGGAAGUAUCACGGGAUUGCUUUACAUUCAAACUUUUUUUUAAUAUUUCCUUUUUAAAGCUAUAUCUUCGGCUGGAAAUUUUUCCAGUUUGAUUUAAUAGAUGUAUCUGUGAUCUUUGAUAUUAAUCUUUGGUGCAUCAGGGGUUUAUAUGCAGCACUUUUUAUCCUUGUUUCAUGUUUUAUUAACUUGGUGUUUAUCUAUCAAUUGCAAGCAAUUACAAUACCUUCAGAAUGUGGAAUAUUUGACUAGACUUUGCAAACUAUUUUUUCAAGCCAAGCUUAAUUAGACUCUUUUACAGCUUUUUAAGUUAUUUUUAUUUGGGGAAAGUGGGCUUCUUUGUGCUAUAAUCAUUAUUUAUAGAAACAAAGAUAUACUACAGCACUGACUUUAUAUUUUAAACAAAAUGUAAGUUACCAGUUUAUGUUGAAAUGGGUAACAGUAUAUAUUAGAAUGAUUUACAGUAUGGCACUUUUCAUUGGGGUUUUUUUUGUUUUUUUUUUUUCUGUUAAGAUAUUAGUUAAUCUAGUAUGAUUGAUUUAAAAGAAAGCAGAUGCAAUCAGUGGAAAAAAUUGUUUCCAUUUUUUUUUUAAGAGGGUAAAAGCUGUAACUGUUGCAGGUUAGAGUUUUGUUAUCCAGCUAUGAUGUGCUUCUUCUAGACAGUAGAAAUGGAAUUGAAUUCCUAGAUUUCCAUUAACCUUUAUUUUUAAUAUGUCUGUCUUUUUGUUUUGGGGCACAACAAUACUGGAUUAAAUAACCCUUUAGCAGUA
Messenger RNA from Cynocephalus volans (Philippine flying lemur), 3877 nucleotides. RefSeq names its product zinc finger CCCH-type containing 12C (gene ZC3H12C). The transcript is spliced from 7 exons. The coding region runs from base 387 to 2945 and encodes 852 amino acids. The record is from RefSeq and is a predicted model, not a curated record. Lineage: Eukaryota; Metazoa; Chordata; Mammalia; Dermoptera; Cynocephalidae. Gene Ontology annotation, molecular function: mRNA binding; RNA endonuclease activity; metal ion binding. Gene Ontology annotation, cellular component: cytoplasmic ribonucleoprotein granule; nucleus.